Sorghum bicolor (sorghum) is the source of this 1828-nucleotide messenger RNA. RefSeq names its product probable serine/threonine-protein kinase PBL10. The record is from RefSeq and is a predicted model, not a curated record. Gene Ontology annotation, molecular function: ATP binding; protein kinase activity. NCBI's taxonomy places the organism in Eukaryota, Viridiplantae, Streptophyta, Magnoliopsida, Poales, Poaceae. The coding region runs from base 298 to 1530 and encodes 410 amino acids. Gene Ontology annotation, biological process: protein phosphorylation. The transcript has 5 exons.
GGACCCCACGGCUCCCACCACCACCUCCCUCCACGGCUCCACCACCCUCGCCCGCAGGCAGGCAGAGCCAGCCGGGCCAGCACAGCAGCAGCAGCCGCCAUGAUUCUACAUCUCCUUCCGACCCAGCAGAGCAGCCAAAGGUGACACCACGAGGCAAACAAACCCAGGCGUUCAGCUGCCUCUAGCUCCUUCCCCGCGCGCUGGCUGCCGCGAGAGCUGAGCUCGGUGGAAUCCAGCGGGGAGCACCGAACGCGCGCUGCCGCCUCGUUCGUGUUUGGGCAUCUCAAUUUGUUCCUGAUGGGGAACUGCGCCGGCGUGGAGGGGAACGCUGAGAUCAACCCUUCCUUCAGUGCCCCCAAUUCGUCAGGGACCGGUUCUAAAAACAGCAGCAAGAAUGCAACCGACACCAGCACCUUUGGUACCAAGACGUCCGGCUCGUCGUCGUCGGUGCCACCAACUCCCCGUACGGAGACAGAGAUCCUGGAGUCGUCGAAUGUUCGCAAGUUCACCUUCAGUGAGCUGAAAGGCUCCACAAGGAACUUCAGGCCGGACAGCCUGCUUGGGGAGGGAGGCUUUGGCUCUGUGUUCAAGGGAUGGAUGGAUGAGCGCACGCUUGCGCCUGUGAAACCGGGCACUGGGAUGAUUGUCGCCGUGAAGAAGCUCAAGCUCGACAGCUUCCAGGGGCACAGAGAAUGGCUGGCUGAGGUCAAUUACCUAGGGCAGUUAUCCCACCCUAAUCUUGUGAAACUUAUCGGCUACUGCUUGGAGGACGAACAACGGCUUCUUGUGUAUGAGUACAUGCCAAGAGGGAGCUUGGAGCAUCAUCUUUUCAGGAGUAGGCUCUCAACUCAAGUGUUCUUUUGUGAUAUCCCUUCAUUCUUGGUUUCUUGCUUUAUGAAAAGGACUGAAUGCCAUGAUAUUACAGGGAGCUCGAACUUCCAACCGCUCCCAUGGAACUUACGCAUCAAGGUUGCGCUUGAAGCUGCCAGAGGUCUUGCUUUCCUGCAUGGCGACCAGGCUAAAGUCAUUUACCGUGAUUUCAAGACCUCCAAUAUUCUUCUCGACUCGGAAUACAAUGCAAAAUUGGCUGAUUUCGGUUUGGCAAAAGACGGUCCAACUGGUGAUAAAAGUCAUGUUUCUACUAGGGUCAUGGGGACACAAGGAUAUGCUGCCCCUGAAUAUCUUGCGACAGGCCAUUUGACCGCAAAGAGCGAUGUGUACAGCUAUGGUGUUGUUCUUUUGGAGUUGCUGUCUGGGCAGCGUGCUCUGGACAAGAACCGUCCGCCUGGUCAGCACAAUCUGGUGGAGUGGGCUAGACCUUACAUCACCAACAAGAGGAGGGUCAUACAUGUCCUGGACUCACGGCUGGGUUCCCAGUGUUCCCUUCCUGCGGCUCAGAAGAUGGCAACCCUCGCACUGCAAUGCUUGUCGAUGGACGCACGAGGCAGGCCUGGCAUGGAUCAGGUUGUGACUGUAUUAGAAGAUCUUCAAGAAGCCAAGGGCUCAGUGAAAAAGCUGGCAAGUAAGUAGGGAGGAUUGCUGGCUACAGAUGUCCAUUACCUCUCUGGAGUCUGGAGCAUCCUCCUGUAAUAUUUUAUUAGGGGAGUAAAAACAGAGAAUGGAUGAGGAUUUGAAGGGCUAAGUAGCUUGUGAAGAGAAUAUAAUAUUGCCUUGCUUUGUGUACAGCUAGUUGCUUCGUCGUUGUAAGUUGGGUCUCUAGUACUUAUAUAUUUUGGUAGUCUUCGUUGUACCAGAGAUGCAAAAGGUAGUUUAUUUUGUCCCACUUCACCGAAUCACCGCGAAAUCCCAGUUGAAUUGAGACUGUUAA